GUUUCAGUCUUUGUUCUGCCCGGUUUUGUAAUGAUCGUCCGGUUUCGGAGCCCCUCCGGCAAUGUCGAUGAGUGGUUACUUAUUGAACUGCAGGGGGAACUGCUAUCCAGAUCUGAUUGCUCAUUCGCUGGCAGUCUUGUGGGAGAUUUGCAUUUUUCUCCGCAGGGUGAACCGAUAUUUAUCAUCGGCCAUCAUGUUCUCUUUGGGAAACUUGUAAUGUUGGAAAAACCCUUUGUUGUGACCAGGAAAGACUCCAAGGAUUCCGCGGAAUACCGGGUGACAGCAUUGAUCCGACGGAAGCUCCUGUUCAAAACCCGUCCGAAACCAAUAAUCACCACUUCUGCAAAGAGGAGUUAACGCUACUGAGCAGCACCGAGACUUUAUCGCACAAACCCCUAUUCGUCUUUUAUUUGAGAUGACUUCCCUAUGCACCAGUGAAUGUACAUUUUCCUCAUUCGUAUUUGCACAGUUUGUACCUUAUUGAGGUUAGAAAAGCGGCUAAUUUUUUCUCUAUUGUCGUUCUCCAUGCGGUUGUCUCCAGAUCCAUACGAUUGUUUCUAUCACUAACCAUUUUAUUUGACUCUGUAUAAGUGCGCAUUGAAAUCCAUUUUCGUGCUAUUUCUUGAAUUUUGUCAGUGCUACGGUUUCAGGUUAUGAUGGUCAACCAGAAUCUGUUGAGCCGCACAGAUCUCUCAGUGGAAAAAUGCCUUAUACAUGUUUGCCUUUUGUUGGCCCACACAUUUAUUGUUUUUUCUCCCAGACUUUUUCUAAUUGAGUCACGUUUAUCAGUCACGAGCACCUUUACCAAUUUCCUGAGAUCCUUUAUUUGAACCCUCCGCGAAUUAGUCUUAUUCAUUUUCCUAUUCGCAGCCAGUGUAUAACAUUAUUUAUGUCUUUGC
Messenger RNA from Dicrocoelium dendriticum, 899 nucleotides. The record is from the annotation of a GenBank genome assembly. Lineage: Eukaryota; Metazoa; Platyhelminthes; Trematoda; Plagiorchiida; Dicrocoeliidae.